AUGGACUCUGUGAUGGCCGAGAGGACCAAAGCAGACCAAGCACGUCGUCUGAUCGACAUGGUGAACGCUAAAGGGGAGGGAGCAAUUCAGAUGAUGAUCGAUAGUAUGAAGAAGAGGGACCAACACUUUUGCAUCAAGCUAGGUCUGACCUCUUCUCCUGCUGGUGUUGGAUCUGCUGCGGUCCAGUGCCAACUUAAAAUGAAGUUUAAUUUGCAGAACAAGUUCAGGAAUGUGUGUGAGGGAAUCGCUAAACCAGGAAAAUCAACACCUCUGAAUGACUUCUACACAGAGAUCUUCAUCACAGAGAGAGGCAGUGGAGAGGUCAACAAGGAAAAUGAGGUCAGACUGAUUGAAACAGCGUCCAGGAAACAAGCCAAGGAGGAAACACAAAUCAGAUGUGAGAACAUCUUUAACCCGUUACCUGGACGAGAUCAACAAAUCAGAACAAUUAUGACAACUGGAGUGGCAGGCAUUGGUAAAACCAUCUUAACACACAAGUUCACUCUGGACUGGGCUGACGGCAAGGCCAAUCAGGAAAUAAACUUCAUGUUUUACAUCCCUUUCAGAGAGCUGCAUUUACUAAAAACAGAGUUUAGCUUGGUGGGACUUCUUCAUCGCUUCUUUAAUGAGACCAAAGAAGCAGGAAUCUGUAGAUAUGACCUGUUCCAGGUUGUCUUCAUCUUUGAUGGUCUGGAUGAGUGUCGACUUCCUCUGGACUUCGAGAAAAACCCGAUCUUGACUGAUGUCACAGAGGUCACCUCGGUGGACGUGCUGCUGACAAACCUCAUCAGGGGCAACCUGCUUCCCUCUGCUUGCAUCUGGAUAACCACACGCCCUGCGGCAGCCAUUCGGAUCCCUGCUGAGUGUGUUGACAUGGUGAGAGAGGUGAGGGGGUUCACCGACCAACAGAAGGAGGUGUACUUCAGGAAGAGUUUCAGAAACGAGGCACAGGCCAACGCAAUCAUCGCCCACAUCAAGAAAUCACGAAGCCUCCACAUCAUGUGUCACAUCCCAGUCUUCUGUUGGAUCACUGUUGAAGUUCUGGACAACUUCUUCAAAGAACACAAGGACCCCCUUAAAAAAAAAGAAGAGAUGCCCCAGACUAUGACUCAGAUGUACAGCAUGUUCCUCAUGGUUCAGUCCAUGCAAGGGGACAAGUAUCAUUCGAAGGAUGAAACAGAUCCAAACUGGAGUUCACAGAGCAGGAAGAUCAUUUUUUCUCUGGGAAAACUGGCUUUUAAUCAGCUGGAGAAAGGCAACCUGAUCUUCUCUGAGGAAGACCUGGCAGAGUGUGACAUCGAUAUUAAAGCAGCCGCAGUGUACUCAGGAGUGUUCACCCAGACCUUUAAAGAGGAGGGUGGGCUGUGCCGGGCCAGGGUGUUCUGCUUUGUCCAUCUGAGCAUCCAGGAGUUCCUGGCUGCCCUUUAUGUCUUUAUGUCAUUCAUUGACACUGGGGUCAAUCUGCUCUCAGGACAACCACAAUUCUUUAGGUCUAUUUUACCUAAAAACAAAGGAAUUGACAAACUCUACCAGAGUGCUGUGGACAAGGCCUUAAAGAGUGAGGACGGACGCCUGGACUUGUUCCUCCGCUUCCUCCUGGGCCUCUCUCUGGAGACCAAUCAGAAUGUUCUAAAAGAUCUGCUGGGAAAGACAGGAAGUAGCUCAAAGACCAGUAAGACAAUCGGCUCUUACAUUAAGAAGAAGAUAAGUGGAAAUCUCUCCACAGAGAAAAGAAUCAAUCUGUUCCACUGUCUGAAUGAGCUAAACGACCGUUCUCUAGUGGAGGAGAUCCAACAGUCCCUGACAUCAGGAAGACUCUCCGAAGAAUCUGUCUCUCCUGCACAGUGGUCAGCUCUGGCCUUCAUCCUACUGACAUCAGAAGAGGAGCUGGACGUGUUUGACCUGAAGAAAUACUCUGCUUCAGAGGAGGGUCUUCUGAGGCUGCUGCCAGUGAAUUGA
Molecule: messenger RNA, 1959 nt
Organism: Gadus morhua (Atlantic cod)
Lineage: Eukaryota; Metazoa; Chordata; Actinopteri; Gadiformes; Gadidae
Product: NLR family CARD domain-containing protein 3-like
Exons: 3
Coding region: 1-1959 (652 amino acids)
Biological process (GO): regulation of apoptotic process
Source: RefSeq, a predicted model, not a curated record